CACUCGCCUUCUCUCCCCGCCAUCCUAAGCGCCGAACCCCCUUCUACCUUAUCCACUUGUGACCUCCCUCUGCGUACCCUCUCUUAUCCGCCCCACUCCUAGUAACUCCCUUCUCAACUAUUUCUGUGGUUCAUAUAAUUUCGAGCCGCAUAUAAAGGCCUGACUGCCGCAUCAUGGCUGCCCUCGCCUGUCAAACCGCCUCCUUCCAGGCGAGGCUUGACUCCCGAGCCUCGCUUGCAGCUGCAGCGCUUGAUGGCGGCCGCUCGCUGCCGUCGCUAUCAGCUAGGCUCGGCCCACAAGGAGGCUCGGAUGAGGCCGGUAGGCUCGGCAGCGGCUUCUGGGGCCAGAAGGUGCGGAGCGUCGCCCCACAGCGCGCUGCUGCCGUCGCCGCGCCGUCUGCCAGCGGGCUGAGAGUGGUCGCCAUGGCGCCGCCUAAGGCUGGCGGGAAGGCCAAGAAAGUGGUGGGGAUGAUCAAGCUGGCGCUGGAGGCGGGCAAGGCGACUCCGGCGCCGCCGGUGGGGCCGGCGCUGGGCGCGAAGGGCGUGAACAUCAUGAUGUUCUGCAAGGAGUACAACGCCAAGACGGCCGACAAGGCGGGCUACGUCAUCCCCGUCGAAAUCACCGUCUUCGACGACAAGAGCUUCACCUUCGUGCUCAAGACGCCGCCGGCGUCCGUUCUCCUGCUCAAGGCCGCUGGCGCGGCGCGUGGCUCAGCAAACCCGGCGAAGGAGAAGGUGGGGAAGGUGACGGUGGAGCAGGUUCGGGCAAUCGCCACGGAGAAGCUGCCGGACCUCAACUGCACCACGGUGGAGGCUGCCAUGCGCAUCAUUGCCGGCACCGCCGCCAACAUGGGCAUCGACGUUGUGCCGCCCAUCCUGGAGAAGAAGCAGAAGGUGGUGCUGUGAGGAGAGGGGGGAAGGGGGUGUGCAAGCAGGGGUAACAUGUAUGUGGCAUCUGAGCUUUUGGCCAUUCUCGGGAGUGCUCAUAUGAAGGUUUUAGCUGGUUGCACUGCUACCUGUGGUUCUGCCAGGCUUGUUUAGGAAAUGUUUCCAAUCAAAAGAAAUCUCUUAUAGGGGUACUGUGUCCUGUAUCAGAUUUUAUAUGCUUGGAGUAAUAGAUAUUGCAAACCGAA
Molecule: messenger RNA, 1132 nt
Organism: Closterium sp. NIES-67
Lineage: Eukaryota; Viridiplantae; Streptophyta; Zygnematophyceae; Desmidiales; Closteriaceae
Source: the annotation of a GenBank genome assembly